CGAGAACGGAUCUUUUCGAUGCCGUACUCGUACGCACGUGUACAUUCAAGAUUAUUCUUCCAAUAGGUUUUUCUGUAUUAGUGAUUAGAUCGGUAAACAAAAAAUAUCAAAAUGUCGAUGUAUAAUUUCAAAAAAAUUACGGUCGUGCCAACGGCUAAGGAUUUUAUUGAUAUAAUCUUAUCAAAAACUCAACGUAAAACUCCGACAGUCAUCCACAAGAAUUACAAAAUCACGAGAAUUCGUGCUUUUUAUACUCGCAAAGUGAAAUUUACCCAGCAAAGCUUUCACGAUCGUUUGAGCCAAAUAAUUCAAGAGUUUCCGAAACUCGAUGAUGUUCAUCCCUUUUAUGCUGAUUUGAUGAACGUUCUCUACGACAAGGAUCACUACAAAUUGGCUCUUGGACAAAUCAACACUGCGAGACAUCUUAUCGAUAAUGUAGCAAAAGAUUAUGUGCGUCUUUUGAAGUACGGCGACUCGCUGUACCGUUGCAAACAGUUGAAAAAAGCUGCCCUCGGUCGUAUGGCAACGAUAAUGAAAAGGCAAGCGGCAAAUUUGACUUAUUUGGAGCAAGUUCGUCAACAUCUAGCCAGAUUACCGAGCAUCGACCCGUACACUCGCACAAUAAUCAUUUGUGGCUUUCCAAAUGUUGGGAAAAGUAGUUUCAUAAACAAGAUCACACGAGCCGAUGUGGAGGUUCAGCCCUAUGCUUUUACUACAAAGUCUCUGUACGUCGGCCACACCGAUUACAAAUAUUUACGGUGGCAAGUGAUAGACACUCCAGGAAUUUUGGACCAUGCCCUCGAAGAUCGAAAUGUCAUAGAAAUGCAGGCGGUUACAGCUUUGGCACAUUUACGAGCUGCGGUUCUGUAUUUCUGUGAUAUUUCUGAGCAGUGCGGACACUCGCUCGAAGAACAGGUGAAGCUUUACGAAUCAAUAAAGCCAUUGUUUACGAACAAGCCUUUGAUGGUGGUUUUGAAUAAAGUGGAUGUGACCCGAUUGGACGAUUUACCAGCCGAGAAGCGCGAAGUCUUGGAAGAUUUGGAGAACGAUGCGGAAGUGCCGUUGAUGGAGAUGAGUACGAUAAACGACAUUGGUGUGAUGGAAGUGAAGACCGAGGCUUGUGAGCGUUUGUUGUCUUUCCGUGUCGAUCAGAAGAUCCGAACGAAAAAAGUGGAAGGUUUAUUGAAUCGUCUUCACGUUGCGAUGCCAGCACCGAGAGACGGAAAAGUUAGAGCGCCCUGUAUCCCCGAAAGCGUGUUAUUGAAAAAACAAGCAGCAGCAGCGAAGGCCGAGCGCAAGCGAAAAUUGGAACGAGAAAUCGAGGAAGAAAUGGGCGACGAUUACGUGCUCGAUCUCAAGAAAAACUACGACAUCGAAGGCGACCAAAAGUUCGACGUUAUACCGGAAAUGUGGGAAGGCCACAACAUCGCCGAUUACAUCGAUCCCGAUAUCUUCAACAAACUCAACGAACUCGAGAGAGAGGAAGAAUUGCGCACCGAAGCUGGUGUUUACGAUUACAAGGUUCCGGAACUCAGCGAAACUAUGAAAGAAAUAGAAAUGUUGGCUAAACAAAUACGCGAAACUAAAGCCAUCAUGAAGGACGAAGCAAGAAUACAAAAGGCAUCCACCAAACCUGUUAUGCCUCGCACUGCCGCUGCUAUGAAACGCGGAAGGUCCGUCUCUAGACUCAAGGAACAAAUGGAGGAUCUUGGUAUCGAUAUGGAAAAUACCAAGAAUGCAAACUUCACGAAGACUCGAGGUCGCUCAAGGUCAUCCUCGCAACCGGCGAAGAAGAGAAUGCGGGUCGAAUCGUUAUCUCAGUCACGAGCUCGCAGCAGUUCGAGACCAGCCCGCGACGAAAUGGGAGUCAAGGACGUUGUGAUGAAAACCAAACUGAAGAAUAUUGCCCACAAGGCAAUCAGCAAGAAAGUCAAAAAGAAGGGCCUCAAGGGAGAAGCCGAUCGAUUCAUCGGUACGAAAAUGCCGAGGCAUUUGUUCGCUGGAAAGCGAGGUGUCGGUAAAACCGACAGAAGAUAAAAAUCCACAUUAUAUCGAAAUUAUUAAUCACGAACGUCAAUGGAGCAAUAAACACACGAGAAACCUAUAAA
This is a messenger RNA of Venturia canescens, 2108 nucleotides long. RefSeq names its product nucleolar GTP-binding protein 1 (gene Non1). Gene Ontology annotation, cellular component: nucleolus. The record is from RefSeq and is a predicted model, not a curated record. The transcript has 7 exons. The coding region runs from base 112 to 2037 and encodes 641 amino acids. Gene Ontology annotation, molecular function: GTPase activity; RNA binding; GTP binding. Lineage: Eukaryota; Metazoa; Arthropoda; Insecta; Hymenoptera; Ichneumonidae. Gene Ontology annotation, biological process: ribosomal large subunit biogenesis.